UUCGUUCAAUAGUUCGUUAUGGCUUUAACUGAGUCUCGGCAUAUUCCGUUCUCCAGCGCAAAGUCCUUAAACUUUCUUUGGAUGAGCUUGCGAAUUUUGGGACUGUACCCACCUGAAAAAUAUAAAUAUCUGUACUAUUGCUACUCAGCCUCUAUAAACAUUUUGGUGACAAUUGGAUUCAACGUUUCGAUGUUUAUUUACGCAGUGAACUACGAGAACAAGAGAGAUCUAAUUUCGAAUCUCGCCCAGCUUUCGGGCAGCAUUAUAGUCAGUCUUAAAAUUUUGAAUACGUAUCUUAAACGUGACAAAUUGUUUGAAAUCAGAAAGCUGUUUGCGGAACUGGAUUCACGCGUAGUUGGCGACGAUGAAAAAGAAUAUUUUGAAUAUAUAUUGAAAAUUGGGCGUGGAUUCUUUUUUGCAUUUUCAUUUUUCUGCGGAAUGGCAGGUUUGGUUUGUGAUUUCCCAGCCAUAUUCGAUACGGAACGGCGACUUGCAUAUCCAGCUUGGUUUCCUUGGGACUGGAAACAUUCUACAGUUGGGUUUCAUAUAGCGAAUUUCCAUCAAGUUUUCUCGCUUUUCACAGAGAUAAUUCAGGACGUGAUGUGUGAUACAUACCCGGCAACUCUAAUGUGGCUACUGAAAGGACAUUUGCAUGCUCUAGGAAUACGAGUGCGAAAGAUCGGGUGGAAUAAAGAAAAGUCACUUAACGAAAACUACCUGGAAUUGAGACAGUGCGUUCGGGAGCAUCAGACAUGUUUCAAGGCUUUCCAACUCUGUUGCAAUAUAAACUCGCGGGUUAUGCUGUUGCAGUUCAUCUGUACACAAAUCAUUCUUUGUACCACUGCACUUUACCUAAUAUUCUACAUUAGCGAUAUCUACAAAAGUAUCUACCUUGUGGGAUACUUUACAUGCAUGGUAUUAGAAAUUACAUUCUGCUGCUCUUGCGGGACUGAACUAAUGGAAGAGAGCCUUGGCUUCACUGAAGCAUUGUAUUCAUGUAACUGGAUGGACCAGAAUUCGAAGUUCAAGCAGAUUCUCAUCAUUUCAAUGGAAAACACUCAAACCGCUUGGACGAACUAUGCUGGAGGAAUUAUCAGUAUUUCCCUAACAACAUGGGUCACGGUUUUGAAGUCGGCUUAUUCAUUAUUUGCAGUGUUUGGAAGAAGCUUAUAGGCUUUGAGCUUAAGUUGGAUACUACAGUUUGCCUUCGGUUAAGUACGCCGAUAAAUUUGAUAGAUAAUUUCAUUCUGCGUUGUUUCUAAAAAACCAAUAACAACAAAUAACCAAAAAAGAAGCAAGAAUCCUCAUUAGGAGCAGGCACUGCACUGGUAGUUUAAAUCACAAAUUUUCAUUAUUUUAGUAUUCUUCAGUUAGAUCACUUAGCAAUUUUGAUCACUUGUUGUGCCAUUACUGAAAAAUAAAAACAGUUUUCUGAUUUG
This is a messenger RNA of Hermetia illucens (black soldier fly), 1439 nucleotides long. Its product is annotated as odorant receptor 2a-like. Gene Ontology annotation, cellular component: plasma membrane. NCBI's taxonomy places the organism in Eukaryota, Metazoa, Arthropoda, Insecta, Diptera, Stratiomyidae. The transcript has 3 exons. Gene Ontology annotation, biological process: detection of chemical stimulus involved in sensory perception of smell; sensory perception of smell. Bases 19 to 1173 code for a protein of 384 amino acids. The record is from RefSeq and is a predicted model, not a curated record. Gene Ontology annotation, molecular function: odorant binding; olfactory receptor activity.